AUGGCAAGAAUGAUUGCAGAAGCAGGAAUGAAUGGGAGCAGAGAAGGCUCAGAAUCUAACAGCAGCAGUGAUCCAACAACUCAGCCGAAGAAGCGUCUGAGAAGCGAUCAUACGACCUCUUUCAUGAGAUUCAAAGGGGUUGUGUUGCAGCAAAACGGGCACUGGGGAGCACAAAUUUACGCCAACCACCAGAGAAUCUGGCUUGGGACUUUCAAGUCAGAGAAAGAAGCAGGAAUGGCUUACGAUAGUGCAGCCAUCAAACUCCGAAGUGGAGAUUCCCACCGUAACUUUCCUUGGACUGACCUCACCGUUCAAGAGGUAAACUUUCAAGAUCUCCACACGACAGAGUCGGUCUUGAACAUGAUCAAGGAUGGAUCCUACCAGUCCAAAUUUACAGAAUAUUUGAGAACUAGAUCUUUGAAGAUGGAGAAUGACACCCGUCUGAGGGGAGGAACUGUACAAGGAGGAGGCAUUGUGUGUCAACAACUCUUUCAGAAGGAGCUGACACCAAGCGAUGUGGGGAAGCUAAACAGGCUUGUUAUCCCAAAGAAACAUGCAAUCAAAUACUUUCCUCAAGUUUCUGAAGUAAGCUCGGAGGAAGAAGAGGAAGGUAGUGGAGUGGAUGAUGUUCAGCUAGUUUUCUUUGACAGGUUGAUGAAGUCAUGGAAAUUCCGGUACUGCUAUUGGAAGAGUAGCCAGAGCUUUGUGUUUACAAGGGGUUGGAAUCGGUUUGUCAAGGAAAAGGAAUUGAAGGCAAAGGAUGUCAUCACCUUCUACAGGUGUGAAUACAGGGAAGAACACAAAGAGGAGAGGACUUUUUGCAUGAUUGAAGUAGGAUACAAUCGGGGUGAAAACAGUAAGGGUUUGGUUGAUGGGUUUCAUGGGCAGCUGAGUAUGAAUAUGGAGCUGCAACUCGGUUUACGACUUGAAUGUGCCGGCUCUGAUGAUCAGGAGAAGAUAUGGCAGGAAGAGAAAGUAUUGAUGGAAGUGCCACCACCAACAUCAAUACUACCACAGCCACCACAGCAGGAUACAAAGGGUAUUAGACUAUUUGGUGUACAAAUAUGUUAG
Molecule: messenger RNA, 1071 nt
Organism: Macadamia integrifolia
Lineage: Eukaryota; Viridiplantae; Streptophyta; Magnoliopsida; Proteales; Proteaceae
Product: AP2/ERF and B3 domain-containing transcription factor At1g51120-like
Exons: 1
Coding region: 1-1071 (356 amino acids)
Biological process (GO): regulation of DNA-templated transcription
Molecular function (GO): DNA binding; DNA-binding transcription factor activity
Source: RefSeq, a predicted model, not a curated record